CGCACUCUGUUACGUGGCCGGGCGCCGUCGUCACUUCCGGAUUCCCUGCGCCGUCUUGCUGGCUGACAGGGCUCGUCGGUAUCGGUGUGAUGGCGGUGGUACCAGCAGCGCAGUCCCUCCGGGUGUCUGAAAUCCGGGACCCGGCCGCCUUGUUCGAGCGCUACAACACGGAGGAGAUCCGAGCCAUAGAGCGCAAAGUCCGUGGGGAGAUCGAGCAGAAGAAAGAAGAGCUGCGGCAGAUGGUGGGCGAGCGGUACCGGGACCUGAUCGACGCCGCGGACACCAUCGGCGAGAUGCGCCAGUGCUCGGAGAGCGUGGUCCUGUCCAUCCAGGACAUGUACCGCUACUGCAGUAAGCUCAAGCAGGGGAAGAGCCACGCUGCGGCCGACAGCAAGCCGGAGAUGACCCAGCGGCAGUCACAGGAGAAGUUCUUCUGCAUGGCGGCGCAGAUCAAGCUGCUGCUGGAAAUCCCAGAGCACAUCUGGAGCUCCAUGGAGUCGUCGCAGUACCUGCGGGCCACGCAGCUCUACCUGCUCUGCUGCCACCUGCACGGGCAUCUCCACCUGGAGGCCGGAGGGCCACAUUACAGUCCCGUGCUCGCCCGCUUCCCCAUCCUCGUGCGCCAGGUCGCUGCUGCCGGCCACUUCAGGUCUACCAUCUUGCUGGAGAGUAAAUCCCUGCUGCGUGGCCGGGCCGUGUCUGACCAGGCGAUCGCCGACGCGCUGGCGUCCACCAUGCUGCUGGAGGGCAGCUCGCCGAGGCAGGUGCUGGCUGAUUUCCUCCUGGCCAGGAAGGCGUCCAUACAGCAGCUUCUGAACCAGCCGCAGCACGGGGCGGGCAUUAAGACCCAGGUGUGCUCUCUGGUGGAGCUCCUGGUCACCACGCUGUACCAGGCGUACGCCGUCUUCUACCUGCCGCCCGAGGGGUCGCCACAGGAUCCGUGUCUGAGCUGCGGCCUGCUGUUUUCCACCCUAGAGGGCGCCACCUCCUCCAAGCCGGCAGGUGGUAGGAACAGGGUACUGCAGGAGGACAUGGCCCCGGGGGGUUGGUUCCGGUAUCUUCCACCCUCUGUUACGGAGUUCCAGCCUGCCCUGCGCUCACUGGCCCAGCCGAUCCAAAGGGAACAGCUCCGCGAUUCGCUACAGCAGUGGAUCGACACGUGUAAGGAGGACAUCCGCCAGGCCGUUGGCAGCCUGCUGGUCUACGUGAAGAGCCUGAAGGCGCUGGCGUCCAUCCGCGACGCCGUCUGGGACCUGCUGGCCAGCGACUCCGUCAGCCAGAACUGGGCCGCCGUCUGUCAGAGGCUGCUGGGGCGCCCCCUAGCCUUCUGGGAGGACUUCCUGCAGCAGCUCUUCCUCCAGAGACUCCAGGCACUCACGCAGGAGGCCUUGGAUGGGAUCUCCGCCAGCUGUAGGCAGCUCCUGUCUACGUCACUGCAGGAGCUGGGGAUGGGUGCAGUUCCUGGAGAUUCCAGCAGGGUGGCGCUGUUCGAGGGCGACGUCGCCUCCUUCCUGUGGUCAGAGUCGCCGGGCGACCUGCCGAACGACGCAGCGUGGGUAAGCGCCUCUGUGCGGGGGGCGCCGGCCCCGGGGCACCCUGGCGGACUGGCCAUGAAGACGCGCGCCGUGACCCCCCGCGUUCAGGCCUUCUGUGCCAGCCUGGAUGCUCGCCUGCGGGUCCAGCUGGACGACCUGCAGCACUACCUCCCCUUGGAGUCCGACGGGGCCCCGCCCCCCUCGGCUGGGCUGGGACGCUUCGCUGACGCUGGGGUGGUCGAGGAGACCCUGAGGCUUCGCUGCCUGCACUGCAUGCGUGAGGUUCUGGCGCUGAUCCGCUCCGAACUGGACAGCACGCGGGGGCGCGGUGGGCUGCCGGCCGCCCCGCCCGUCCUCUUCAUGGCCAGGCUGGGCCAGUCCAUGGCCGAACUCUGCCCUAAUCUGCAGAGGUGCAUUCUGGGAAAUGAGGGAGCCGCAGGCGGCGGGGGGAGCUCUGCAGGCAGGGCCCCCCCCCGGCAGGGCAAGAAGCUGGGCAAGGCCGGCUCCAAGGUGGCAGACGUGAGUCCCGCCCAGACGGCGUGGGCCGGCCUGAAGGAGGAGCUCCUGUCCUGUAGUAUGGAAGCCUACCGGGUCUGGAGCUCCGCCCUCUCCAAGGUGCUGGUGCAGCGAUUCGCCUCCCAGCUGCACGCCGAGUCUCCCGGCUCCAUCCUGGAGAGCAGCACGACCUGGGAGGAGCUGGAGAUCCAGGAGGAGGCCGAGUCCGGGAGCAGCGUCACCUCCAAGAUCCGGCUGCCUGUCCAGCCCUCCUGGCACGUCCAGUCCCUGCUCUUCCACCUGUGCCUGGAGGUAAACCGGGUGGGCGGCCACGCUCUGCCGCCGGUCACCUUGCAGGAGUUGCAGCGCGGCUGCUUGGAUCAGGUGCUCAGCGAGUACGAGAAACUCGUCAAGGAGGCCCAGAACAAGGACUCUGCCUCCUCCGUGACACAGAACCGGGCCCUGCAGCUGCUCUUCGACCUGCGGCACCUCAGCGCCACCCUCGGUACCCGGCCGGACGACGGCAAGGUGGCGCGCCCGACGCAGGACCCCAGGAUCCAGGAUGUGUGUGACUCCCUGGAGAGCUUCAUCGACCCCUUUGACCUCGACGUGUUCACGGUGCCCCUGAACAGCAACCUGGCCUGGCUAGUUCAGAGGUCCUCGGUUCUGCUGGGUUUGCUUUCUGGACCAGAGCGGCCAUUCACCCCCCGGACUGGGAGCAGCGGUGCCCAGGAGCCGUCCAACAUCCUGCCCCUGGCGAGCAGCCAGUUUCGGUUUGGUCUGCUGCCUCUGAGUAUGACGACGUCACGAAAAGCCAAGUCCAUCACCCGGGGAGCAGAUGUCACCCGGCCCCUGGCCACGCCCACCACUGCCCCGUCUGCAGAGGAAAGCUUCCGACCAGGAAACCUCUUCAGACAGCUGGCCAAUCAGGAAGAGGAGUCUGCCACACCCUCCCUCUUCAAACUGAGCUGGCUCUCUGGCAUGGCUAAGUGAAGCUGAGUUUGAGUUUUUUUUUUUUAAAGUGUACAAAGGCUUUGUAAGAUACAGCUGUGUGAAUAUAUCACAAGACAUUACACAAUUGAAGCUUUUGGUUUUAUUUUAAAUCCAAGUAUGUGAUUUCUUACCCUCGGUCUGGACGUUCCACUCCCACACACACAACUCCUUGACCUCAUUCCUGUCAUUAAAACGAACAUAAUCCCAGAUCAGGA
Messenger RNA from Paramormyrops kingsleyae, 3238 nucleotides. RefSeq names its product component of oligomeric golgi complex 1 (gene cog1). The record is from RefSeq and is a predicted model, not a curated record. Gene Ontology annotation, biological process: intra-Golgi vesicle-mediated transport. NCBI's taxonomy places the organism in Eukaryota, Metazoa, Chordata, Actinopteri, Osteoglossiformes, Mormyridae. Gene Ontology annotation, cellular component: COG complex; Golgi apparatus.